AUGAAAAUGGGUAGUAGCAGUGAUCUUAAAAGAUCCAGAGCGUCUGGAACAGACUCAAACUCAAAUGCGCCUUCGAAAGAUGUUGAUUCCACUGUCGAGCCACCUACCAAGAAAGCUCGAGUUGAGCAGAGUAGAUCUCUCUUUGUGCGAUCACUUCCGCCUACAGCCACCGCCGAGACCUUGACCGAAUUCUUCUCUCAACAUUUCCCCAUAAAGCAUGCUACUGUCAUUCUUGAUCCCCAGACCAAGGCUUCUCGCGGUUAUGGCUUCGUUACUUUCACCGACGCCGACGAUGCUAAAGAGGCUAAAGAAAAGCUCCACAAACAGAAGUUGGACGGCCGUCCACUAGUUUUGGAGGUUGCAGAACCUCGACAUCGCCAACCAGGUACCGAGUCAGUAGAUGCCGCUACUAAGAAGGCCGAGAGGCAAGCAACCCUGGCUGAGGCUCGUAAAGCACCCAAGUUGAUCGUACGAAAUUUGCCCUGGAGCAUUAAGAAGUCAGAUCAACUUGCAUCCUUAUUCCAGGGGUUUGGAAAAGUAAAAUAUGCCGACCUUCCAAAUGCCAAAGGGAAACUCUCGGGGUUCGGUUUCAUUACUAUGCGUGGCCGAAAGAAUGCAGAAAAGGCUAUAGAAGCUAUCAAUGGGAAGACCAUUGACGGCAGAACUCUAGCUGUCGAUUGGGCUGUUGAUAAGCAGACGUGGGAGCAACAGAAGCAGCAACCAGAUAAAGAUGACAGCAUGAGUAAAGAUACUAAACCUGCGGACCAGGACGAAGCAUUGGAAGACGAUGGCGCUAAGUCAGGCGAAGACCAAAACGAGAAAGAAGACGAAGACGACGAAGAGGAUGAGGAUAUAAAAAAUUUCAUGAAAAACCAUAUGGAAAAUCUGGAGGAUGAAGACAGCGAUGCCAACCCAGACGAUAACAAAUCCGAAGACGCUGAUAAUGAAGGUGGUGCCGCAUUAGGACGCGAGCCUACCCCUAAGAAAUCCUUUAUGACAGAUAAUAAGUCGACUAUUUUUAUUCGCAAUCUACCCUUUACAGCUACAGACACAGAACUGAAAUCUCACUUCGAGCAAUUUGGACACGUCAGGUACGCCCGUAUCGUAAUCGAUCGAGCGACUGAUCGGCCGGCCGGCACAGGUUUCGUCUGUUUUGUCAGCGAAAAUGAUUCGAAGGCAUGUCUUAAGGGUGCACCACGCGCCCAGCAAUCUACGAUACCUAAUAAAAAAUCGAUCCUGCAGAACGAACUAGCGGAUGAGCAGGGCAAGUACACUAUGGAUGGUCGCAUUCUUCAAGUAUCACAGGCUGUAAGCAAAGAUGAAGCGAGUAAUCUCGCAGAAAAGGGUAUUGCCGCUCGGCUUGGCAAGGAAAAAGAUAAGCGCCGACUAUACUUAUUAUCUGAAGGUGCUCUCAUGACGGAUUCACCCCUAUAUGCGACGCUCGCCCCCACGGAAGUCAAAAUUCGCGAAGAUAGUGCUGCCCAACGGAAAAAGCUCAUCGAAAGCAACCCAAGUCUUCAUCUAAGUCUCACUCGUUUAGCGAUUCGCAAUAUCCCCCGCGAUUUGGAUUCAAAGAAGCUUAAGGCUUUAGCUCGUGAAGCUGUUGUUGGCUUCGCUAAGGAUGUCAAGGAAGGCCGAAGAGAGCCGCUUUCCAAGGAGGAGAAUUCCCGGGGCGGUGAGGAAGACAAGGAGGCCGAACGCCGGCGAAAAGAGAAGGGUAAAGGUAUAGUCAAGCAAGCGAAGAUAGUAUUCGAGAACAAAGAAGGAUCAAAAGUGCCUGAAGUGGACGGUGCCAGUAAAAGUCGAGGCUAUGGUUUCAUCGAAUACUCCUCGCAUCGAUGGGCACUCAUGGGCUUACGGUGGCUAAACGGGCACGCAUUAAAGACCCCGGCUGGAAAAACACAGCGGCUGAUUGUCGAGUUUGCUAUUGAGAACGCCCAGGUAGUAGCAAGGAGGAAGGACAACCAAGAAAGACAACGGACAUUCCGAAGCAAUCAGCGCCCUGAUGGACAAGGCCAAGACAGAAGUGCGAAUGCGAAUGGGUCAAGAUAUCCACCAAAAGGCAAGGACUUUUCUGUGUCAAAUGGAAAAUGGAGGGGGCAGAAAAAGGUUGAAACAGCAGGUGAUAAUUCUGGCGCCAAGGCGAACGAGGAAGUCUCGGAGAAGGAUGCCUUACAACAGAAGAUUAUCGCGAGGAAACGGAUGACGAGGAAGAAGAAGGCCCAGGCACGUCAUUGA
Messenger RNA from Daldinia childiae, 2238 nucleotides. RefSeq names its product putative RNA-binding protein C4F6.14. NCBI's taxonomy places the organism in Eukaryota, Fungi, Ascomycota, Sordariomycetes, Xylariales, Hypoxylaceae. The transcript has a single exon. Gene Ontology annotation, molecular function: RNA binding. The record is from RefSeq and is a predicted model, not a curated record. Bases 1 to 2238 code for a protein of 745 amino acids.